AAAUUAAAUCUUUACAGAAUCUAAGUAACUAAAUUUCACAAUGCUACGCUUUGGCCGCUCUCUUAAUGGGCAAUUUUUGAAUUGCCGUAGCUUGGGGGUCACUCCGCAAAGCGAAACGAAGAACGAGGCGGCCAAAGAGCUCGGCGCUGAGAUGGAGCAGAAAGAAGCAGUCAAUGAAGAGGCGCACUUAAAGGCAGCGAUCCCCAAAGAGCAGCAGCUGAAACGAGCUUUUUUCAACGAAAGUGAUGUGCAACAAACCCUCAAGGAAAUAGCAAAAGAGGAGUCCAAGCCCGAGGAGUGUCACCUGAGCAAACGCUAUCUUAAAUUCCGGGAAAAGCUACGUUCGGAGGCGCCUCUGUCAUGCCUGCCCAAAGGUGCACCACAUCCAGCGCACGAGAAAGAUCCCUUGGUGCCGUGGCCCAACAAUACCAAUCCACAUACUGGUGAAAUCGGUGGCCCGGCGGGACCAGAGCCCACACGCUACGGUGACUGGGAGCGCAAGGGACGCGUCACAGAUUUCUAGAAAAUUAAAUAAAAAC
Drosophila guanche is the source of this 539-nucleotide messenger RNA. RefSeq names its product succinate dehydrogenase assembly factor 4, mitochondrial. Lineage: Eukaryota; Metazoa; Arthropoda; Insecta; Diptera; Drosophilidae. The transcript has a single exon. Bases 41 to 523 code for a protein of 160 amino acids. The record is from RefSeq and is a predicted model, not a curated record. Gene Ontology annotation, biological process: mitochondrial respiratory chain complex II assembly. Gene Ontology annotation, cellular component: mitochondrion.